Molecule: messenger RNA, 1515 nt
Organism: Penicillium antarcticum
Lineage: Eukaryota; Fungi; Ascomycota; Eurotiomycetes; Eurotiales; Aspergillaceae
Exons: 4
Coding region: 1-1515 (504 amino acids)
Source: RefSeq, a predicted model, not a curated record
AUGGUUUACAGCAAACCAAACCCCACAACUGGCGCCAUGAAGCGGUCCGCUUCAGCCCUCGAAGGACCUCCGGGAUGGGACGUUGCUCCUCCUAUGAUGGCCCAUUCUCGCUCAUCAUUCCGUCCUCCUUAUACUCACUACGCUAUGAUCUACCUCGACCAUGAUGGCAAGCUCAAGGUUGACGAGUCUUCAUCUGUUCAAGAGCACAACGCAACUGUGUUCAGCCCAGAAGUCCGCCAGAACUUCCUCGAGAUCCUCGGUGAACGCAUUGGCUACCACGCACCCAUUCGUCAGGCAGUAGACGCAUCUCCUCGCCGGGUCAGGCGCCGCAAGGGCAAUGCUCCCUCUAUCUCCGAGGACCGUCUGACUGAGCAGACUUCAGACAAUGAAGACUUCUCCAAUGGGUCUACCGAAAUGGUUCCUCUCCGCAUUGGAGAUACCCAGAAGGUUAUGUCUUACUAUGAGGGUGCUCUUAAGCAUUUCCAACAACUUAACUGCCGCAUGGUUGCCAAGGCAUUUAUCAAAUUCAUCGAGCCUCGCAAGCAGGUUCGGCACCCUUACAACGGUGGCAAGCCUCCACCGGGAUCUGCCCCUGGUACCACCGGUGACCCAGAGAAGACCAAGCCCGAGUGGUGGCCCCCAGGUGUCAUGCACAAGGAACCCGACCACCUGCGCAAAGAGUACCGCAUUGAGCUUCUUCUUCAUAUCAUUCGUCACCUCGGUGGCUACGGUAUCACUGCCGACAAGCUCAAGGAAGUCGCUGGCGACACCAAGCGGAGCUUGAAGCACCCAUCCCACGUCGAGAUCAUCUACGAGAUCCUCCGCGUGCGCAAGAUGGAAGAGCGCCUCGAGCGCGGCGAAGUUGACUCCAACAUGAUCGUCUACACCAUGAACCGCGGCCCCAGCCCCAAGGGCGAUGAAGAAGAAGAAUCCAAUGACGCCCCUUCAGUAACAAUCGAAGAGCCUGAGCACAGCGUGCAAGGCAUCAUGACCCCCAUCUCCUCAGUCGGGCAAGUAAGCGCUGCCCUCACAACGCCAAUUGAUACCCUACCCCCCGCCCGCUCCCUCCCAGGCAGCUUCUCCAUGCCAGAGCCCCUCAGCUUCGAAGGACCACGCCAGGACCGCCCCUACUAUGCCACGCCACCCCAAUACACAGAUUCCUUCACCUCACAGCCAAUGCUCAGCACAGCCGUAACAGCCGAGAUGAUCAGCCCCCACGACGUCUCCGUCUUCGACUACUCAACCCACAACGCCUUGGACCAGUCACGCGCCGGCCACUACGACCCCUGGGCUCCUGCCCCAACCUUUCGCCAGAACAUCUUCGGCACAGUCGACUACAGCGCCGCACCAACCAGUCAGCCCAUGUCCCAGCCUUCAAUGAGCUACCACAUGCCCAUGGCCCCUCACAUACACGACAUGUCGCAGUCUCACAUUGAUCAGCGGUCCCUGCCUUUCCGCACGGGCUCGCUGGGCCACCCUCAUCCUAAUGGCUUGCCUCUUUCCCACCCUGUCUAA